Messenger RNA from Paramecium tetraurelia, 2490 nucleotides. RefSeq lists its product as uncharacterized. The transcript has a single exon. Lineage: Eukaryota; Ciliophora; Oligohymenophorea; Peniculida; Parameciidae. The record is from RefSeq and is a predicted model, not a curated record.
AUGAGUUAAUUAUUAUGUAGUUGGAAUUCAUUUAAACAGCAAUGCCGAUAUGAAACAUCAAUUUAUUAACCGCAAUCAAUAGUUAGGGAAUAUUGUGAUCAAUUUUCAAAGGAAACUUGUAAUAAACUGAGGCCCUGUGAAUCCUGUGUUUCUAAUGGACCUUGCUAAUUGUAUUAAGGAUAUUGCACUCACUUCACUGGAUGCACAGCAUUUGCAGAAAAAGAUAACUCCAAGUGUUAAUAAAUAUCUGAAAGAUGCAUAACCGAUGGAGUUCAUUGUGUAGAAAUUGGGAUUUGUGAUUCUUAUAAAACAGAAACGGCUUGUAAAUAAGAUAUGAAUCGCAAGUGGUGUUUUUGGGAUAAGAAUACUACAAAAUGCAGAUAUCCAGAGAAGUGCGAAGAAUUACCAAAAACAUUCACUUAGGAUUCUUAAUGUAAAUCUUAGAUUUCUGAUUGUGAGUCAAGUCAACAAGGGGGAUGUUAGGAUUAAACUAUAAUCUAAUAAGUUUCUACAACCGCUACCGCAACCACAACAUCCACAACAGCAACCACUACAACUACCACUACCUCCUAUAAUACAAAUCCAUCAUUAAAUUAGUGUAAAGACUUCACUUCAGAUUCUGAAUGUAUAAAGAAUUUAGAAGGAAGUCCUUGUUAUUGGAAUGAAAAUUUAUGUAAAGAUAAGAUAUGUUCUAUUGCACCAAAAACAUUCACAACCAAUAAAGAAUGCUCAACAUUUUUAAGUUUUUGUAUCACCAUGAGUGGAGGAGGAUGCAUGAACAAUGGAACUUGCUAGGUUGCCAAUACUUCACAAGCAUGUGUUAAAGAUAUAUUUGGUGUUGGCUGCUUUUGGACUGCUAAUGGUGGAUGUAUUUAUAAGAAUUGCGAUCUUGCUCCUACUACGCUAACUUCGAAUUAAGAUUGCGAUUCCUUCCUAAAAGAUGUAUGUGUUGUUAAGGAGGGAGGUGGUUGUAGAAAUAAAGAAUGCGAAGAUCUUUUUGGAAGCUCGCAUGGCAGCUGUUGGACCCAAAAGAAUGGUUGUACAGUAGGACUCAAUUCAAAAUGUGCCAAAAUAAAGAACUGCGAAGAUACAGCUUUAAAAGGAGCAUGCAUUGAAGGUUUAAAUGGUCCAUGUUUAUGGGUUAAUAAUUAAUUCUCUAAUGAGUAACCUUCAGGAAAAUGUUAUAGUUACAAUUCUUGUUAGAGUAUCUAAUGGAAUACGGAUUAACAAUGUAAGUAGAUUUCUCCUUUUUGCACUACUGAUGGCACCAAAUGUGUUCCAAUAACUUAAUGCUCAGAAACCAAUACAAAUGGAGGUUGUGUGAAUGGAAAUGAUGGAUAAUGCAUAUAAACUGUAAUUGCAAUUAAGGAAACUUAAAAGGUUUGCAAGAAAUUUGACACCUGCUCUUUAGCAUACUACUUAAAACAUGAGGAGUGUCAAAAUGCAAAUAAAAAGUGCACAUCCAAUGGUCUAACAGGAUGCAUUCCAUUAUUAGACUGCAGUGCAUAUAAAGCUAAAGAGUCAUGCAAAAUCAAUAGCAAUUAAAAUUCUUGUUUUUGGAAUGAGGUUACUUAAACCUGUAGGGAUUCAAUUUGUUCAGAUUACAAUUAUAAUACUCAUUAAUAAUGUAACUCAAUAUUUAUAAAUGUAAUGGAUAAAUGCACUUCUGAUGGCGAAUAAUGUUUAGUGAUAUCUAGCUGCACCACUUACAAAUCAAAAUCAGUAUGUAAUAAUGCAUAAGCCACAGAAGGCAGUUGCAAAUGGUCGGAAGUUGAACCAUCAUGCAAAGUUAAAUAAUGCUCAGAUAUCUCAGCUCCAGGUCUAGAUAAUUGUAGUUUAGAAUUAGGUAAUUGUACAUUCGAUGGCACUAAGUGUAUCUAAUGGCAGUUGUGCUCUAAUUACUAGACUAAGGUCUCUUGCAAUACUAUGGGUUUGGAUGGAAAUUGUUAUUGGUCUAAGAGUGGAAGUUGUUAGUUGAUGACAUCUUGUAAAUCUGCUUCAGAUGAUGAAUAAGCCUGCAGAUAAGCCAAUUAGAAAUGUUAUUGGAAUUCAAAUGGUACAUGUGAAGAUCACAAUUGUGAUUCUUAUUACAAAUAGCAUGGAACUUGCACUAUUUUAUAAAGUUGGGAUGGCUAAUCCUAAACCUUUUGUCAAGAAAAAUAAGGAACCUGUAAAUUAGUUGAUCCAAUCACUUUGAAUUAAUUAGAUUGUUAUAAAGUAUCAAAUUAUUUGUACACAUGGAAUCCAACUACUUCUAAAUGUGCAAUUUGUAAUGCCAAAAUAAAGCCAACAAAUAAUACUAAUAAAACAAAUACAAGCACUAACUCAAACAAUACAAGUAAUAAUACAAAUAGUACUACUGUUAAUAAUACUAAUACUACUAAUAGCACAGAUAGUUCUGAUAAUGUUACGAAUCAAGAAAGUACCAGCUCUUCUUCUUUUAUAAAAUAUUUUGUACUAUUUAUUUUAACAGUUCUCAUCUCAAGUUGA